Menidia menidia (Atlantic silverside) is the source of this 2557-nucleotide messenger RNA. The record is from the annotation of a GenBank genome assembly. Lineage: Eukaryota; Metazoa; Chordata; Actinopteri; Atheriniformes; Atherinopsidae.
CGUCUCCGUUUAGGCACUAAUGAGUGGAGCUUUGUAAGAGGGCCGUACUCAGCCCGGAGUGCUGGAUGUCUGCGACAGAUCCAUGGGCCAGAAGGACCAUGUGGAGGCAGGAGCGGGCCAUAUCCAAUACCUGGGGCUAGAUUUGGAGUAUCUCCACUUAGUGGGGGCUGACCGGCAAGCUGGCAGCGCUGACAGACCCCCUGCCAUGGAGGGGCAGGGGGAGGGCUCCAGAGCCAGUUCCCCUCCAGCCGCGCUGCCGGAGGAAAGCGGCUCCGAUGUAGACUGGGAUUCUGCGCCGUCCUCCACCUCCACGCUCGCCGCCGCCACAGACUCCGACGGGGCCGAGGGGGCAGCCGCUCACGCCAAAAACCCCCACCAGCCGCUAUGUAGAACCCCGUGUGUGGACCUGGGCACCGAUGGGCCCCCCGAGCCCCCGUCUGAGCCCGAGCAGGACGCGCCCGCCCCGUCCUCUGGCCAGCCCCAGCCUGAGCCCCCGCCUGAGCCCCACACAGCCGGGCCGGAGUCCGAGGCGGUGGGGAGAGAGUACCAGGCCAAGCUGGAGUUCGCCCUGAAGCUGGGCUACUCUGAGGAGACGGUGCGACUGGUUCUGUCCAAGCUGGGCCCCAACACCCUCAUCAAUGACAUACUGGGAGAACUGGUCAAACUGGGCACCAAGACAGAGGGCGAGCAGCCGGCCGGAUUAGUGUCCUCUGCAUCCUCCUCAUCCUCCUCCUCGUCCUCUUGCGGUUGCUCCGAUUUGCUGGACAGCCAGCGCUCGGACUCGCCGUGUCCUUCAGACUCCGCUUGUGACCAGGACAACCUGCGGCCAGUCGUGGUGGACGGCAGCAACGUGGCCAUGAGCCAUGGCAAUAAGGAGGUCUUCUCCUGUCAGGGCAUCCAGCUGGCCGUCGACUGGUUCCUGGAGCGCGGCCAUCAGAGCAUCACGGUUUUCGUGCCCGCUUGGAGGAAAGAGCAGUCGCGCCCCGAUGCCCCCAUAACGGAUCAAGAGAUCCUGCGUCGCCUUGAGAAGGAAAAAAUCCUGGUCUUCACUCCCUCGCGCCGCGUCCAAGGCCGGCGCGUGGUGUGCUAUGACGACCGCUUCAUUGUAAAGCUGGCAUAUGAGUCAGACGGCAUCAUCGUCUCCAACGACAACUACAGAGACCUGGCUAACGAGAAGCCCGAGUGGAAGAAGUUCAUAGACGAGCGGCUGCUCAUGUAUUCUUUCGUCAAUGAUAAAUUCAUGCCACCCGAUGACCCCCUCGGCCGCCAUGGCCCCAGCUUAGACAACUUUCUGAGGAAAAAGCCCGUCAUGCCUGAGCAGAAGAAACAACCGUGUCCAUACGGGAAGAAGUGCACUUACGGCCACAAGUGCAAAUAUUACCAUCCUGAGCGCGGGGCCCAGCCCCAGCGCGCCGUGGCGGACGAGCUGCGCGCCAGCGCCAAGACCUGCGUCAGCGCCAAGAACCAGGCCGACGCGGGCCUCAUCAAGAGCCACAGCGUACCGGCCGGCAGCAUCGAGGCCAAAAAGGGCGCCCCCAAACGGCAGUCGGACCCCAGCAUCCGGGCCCUGUCCUACAGCGACGCCGAGGAGAAGCUGCUGGCCAAAGGCCGGGUGGAGGGCCAGCGGGGCGGCGGGGGCCUGACCGGGUCCCCGGGGGCUCCCCCUCCCGGCCCAUAUGAGGGGCAGUCCAGAGGGGCGCCGCGUCCACCGGGCCAGGACCUGUUCCCGCACUGCGAGGCGGCCGGCCCGGGCCACUUCUCGGUGAGCCGGGCCUACUCCGGCCUGAGCCUCUCCUCCCGCCGCAGCCCGGACUGCCGCCACCCCAACGAGCCCGACCUGCGGCUGGGCUCGCUGGGCUCGGCCGGCUCCGAGUGCGGCAGCGAGAGCAGCGCCAGCUGCGGCAGCAGCUGCGACUCCUACGGCGAGCGCUCCUGCCCCGGCUGCCCCCCGGACGCCGGGCCGGACGACGGCCCCCACUUCCACAGCUCCCACGGCCGGCUGUACCCGCUUCACGCCCUGGCUAACCACGAGGUGUGUGGCCUCCAUGUGGCCGAGUACCCCCCCGCCCAGCACGGCCACAGCUCUGGCCUGCACGCCUACCACCCCCCCGCCUGCGGACAGAGCUGCGGGCACGAGCAGUACGACACACCCCCCUACCAGAGCCUGCCCGACACGCGCCAGCCGUCCUGGCACGCCCCCCCGUGGCAGCAGGAUGGCUACACGCAGCACCAUUCCUCCCACCCGGCUCUCCACCCGUCUCCCACGCAUUACCUAAACCACCCGCCGGCCCCCGCCCACUCUCCCCACCCGCCUUAUUCCCCUCACAGUUCUCAUCUGGCUCUUCCUCCCCACGGCCCCGCCCCCUACAUACCGCCUCACCCAGACUCCCCCGCACACAGCCGCUACGCGGACACCAGGGAGAAGGUGUACAUCAACCUGUGCAACAUCUUCCCCUCCGAGCUGGUGAGCUGGGUGAUGGCCCGGAGCCCCCACAUCACAGACCCCCAGCAGCUGGCCGCCGCCAUCCUGGCAGAGAAAUCCAAAGCGGGCUUCUGA